AUGAGCGAGUGUCCCUUCCCCCACGGCCAGAAGCCGGCCAAUAUGGCCGGCGGUGGCACCAAAAACGAAGACUGGUGGCCCAGCCAGCUGCGUCUGGGCAUUCUCCGUCAGCAUGCCGACGCCAGUAACCCCCAGGGCAAGGACUUUGAGUACGCCACCGCGUUCAAGAGCCUCGACUACGACGCCCUGAAGAAGGAUCUGCAUCGCCUGAUGACCGACUCGCAGGACUGGUGGCCCGCCGACUUCGGGCACUACGGCGGCCUGUUCAUCCGCAUGGCCUGGCACAGCGCCGGCACCUACCGCGUCUUCGACGGUCGCGGCGGAGGCGGUCAGGGCCAGCAGCGGUUCGCGCCCCUGAACAGCUGGCCCGACAAUGCCAGUCUCGACAAGGCCCGUCGCCUGCUGUGGCCCGUCAAGCAGAAGUACGGCAACAAGAUCUCCUGGGCCGAUCUGCUGCUGCUGACCGGCAACGUCGCCCUCGAGUCCAUGGGCUUCCAGCCCUUCGGCUUUGCCGCCGGUCGUCCCGACACCUGGGAGGCCGACGAGGCCCCCUACUGGGGCGGCGAGCAUAGCUGGUUCCCCCAGGGCAACGACGUGCGCUACGCCCCCGAGACCGACGCCGAGAAGAAGCAGCAGAGCGACAUCCGCACGCGCGACCUCGAGGAUCCGCUGGCCGCCGUGCACAUGGGCCUGAUCUACGUGAACCCCGAGGGGCCCGACGGCAACCCCGAUCCCGUCGCCGCCGCCCGGGAUAUCCGCGUCACCUUCGGUCGCAUGGCCAUGAACGACGAGGAGACCGUGGCCCUGAUCGCCGGCGGACACACCUUUGGCAAGACGCACGGCGCCGGGCCCGCCGACAAGAUCGGUCCCGAGCCCGAGGCCGCCGACCUGCACCAGCAGGGCCUGGGCUGGAGUAACGGAUACCGGUCGGGUCGCGGCACCGACAGCAUCACCAGCGGCCUCGAGGUGACCUGGACCAAGACGCCCACCCGCUGGAGUCUCGGCUUUCUCGAGUACCUGUUCAAGUUCGACUGGGAGCUGACCAAGAGUCCCGCCGGCGCCAACCAGUGGACGGCCAAGGAUGCCCCCGAGAUCAUCCCCGACGCCUACGACGCCAACAAGAAGCAGAAGCCGCGCAUGCUGACCACCGAUCUAGCCCUGCGCUUCGAUCCCGCCUACGAGAAGAUCGCCCGCCGCUUCCUGGAGAAGCCCGACGAGUUUGCCGACGCCUUUUCGCGCGCCUGGUUCAAGCUGCUGCAUCGCGACAUGGGUCCCCGCGCGCGCUGGCUGGGUCCCGAGGUGCCCAAGGAGACGCUGCUGUGGGAGGACCCCGUGCCGGCGGUCGACCACCCGCUGAUCGACAACGAGGACGCCUUGGCGCUGAAGAAGGAGAUUCUGGCGUCCGGCGUCGAGCCCACCAAGUUUAUCACCACCGCCUGGGCGUCCGCCUCGACCUUCCGCGGCAGCGACAAGCGCGGCGGCGCCAACGGCGCGCGCAUCCGACUAGCGCCCCAGAAGGACUGGGAGGUGAACAACCCGCCGCGUCUGCAGGAGGUGCUGCGCGUGCUGGAGCGCAUCCAGCGCGACUUCAACGGAGCGCAGACGGGCGCCAAGCGCGUCUCGCUGGCCGAUCUCAUCGUGCUGGCCGGCUGCGCCGCCGUCGAGCGCGCGGCGGGCCACCCCGUGCCCUUCACUCCCGGUCGCACCGACGCCAGCCAGGAACAGACCGACGUCGAGCAGUUCGAGUACCUGCGGCCCCUGGCGGAUGGCUUCCGCAACUACGGCGGCUCGACGCCGCGCGUGCGGGCCGAGCAGUACCUCGUUGACCGCGCGCAGCUGCUGCAGCUGACGCCGCCCGAGAUGACGGUGCUGGUGGGCGGCCUGCGCGUGCUGGACGCCAAUUACGACGGCUCCGACACGGGCGUCUUCACGCAGCGACCCGGCCAGCUGACCAACGACUUCUUCGUCAACCUGCUGGACAUGAACACCGUCUGGCAGCCGACCGGCGGCGACCACGAGCGCUUCGAGGGCGUCGACCGCAAGACGGGGGCCAAGAAGUGGACCGGCAGCCGCGUGGAUCUGGUCUUCGGUUCGCACGCCGAACUGCGUGCGCUGGCCGAGCUGUACGGCAGCGCCGACGGCCAGGUCAAGUUCGUCAAGGACUUCGUCGCCGCCUGGGACAAGGUCAUGCAGUUGGACCGCUUCGACCUCGCCUACUCGGCCGUCCCUACGCGUCCGCGUCUCUAG
Messenger RNA from Aspergillus affinis, 2247 nucleotides. Its product is annotated as catalase/peroxidase. Gene Ontology annotation, cellular component: cytosol. Gene Ontology annotation, biological process: hydrogen peroxide catabolic process; cellular response to hydrogen peroxide. The record is from RefSeq and is a predicted model, not a curated record. The transcript has a single exon. Bases 1 to 2247 code for a protein of 748 amino acids. Gene Ontology annotation, molecular function: catalase activity; heme binding. NCBI's taxonomy places the organism in Eukaryota, Fungi, Ascomycota, Eurotiomycetes, Eurotiales, Aspergillaceae.